Molecule: messenger RNA, 4424 nt
Organism: Pundamilia nyererei
Lineage: Eukaryota; Metazoa; Chordata; Actinopteri; Cichliformes; Cichlidae
Gene: mtr
Product: 5-methyltetrahydrofolate-homocysteine methyltransferase
Exons: 33
Coding region: 464-4273 (1269 amino acids)
Biological process (GO): homocysteine metabolic process; tetrahydrofolate metabolic process
Cellular component (GO): cytosol
Molecular function (GO): cobalamin binding; methionine synthase activity; zinc ion binding
Source: RefSeq, a predicted model, not a curated record
GACACGCGUGGCCGUGUUUCACCUAACUAUGCCUAUUUCUUCCUUUGAACACUUUGUAUUUUGCAGCCCGGGACUUCGAGGCGGGCUGUGGGCGGCGCACCCAAUAAGAAGUAGACGGGUUACUGCUGCUUUUUGCAUUGGCUGAACAAAAGUCAGUUUCACGUUGCAUUAGUUUUUAUUGGGUGGGCAAGUCGCCAGAUAGGGUGGACUGAUCUCAUAUCUGUCCGUGGAAUGAGUCAGCCUAGAACAUUGUAAGAGGGAAAGUUUUGUAACUCUUGGCUCUGAGCAGUGUCCAAACGCUACUUUUCCCUUUUGAAACCUUUAUUUUGAAAUAAAGAGACCGGAAGUGCUGCGGCGACCCUCGAAUCACCGAAGAAGCUUCGACAAAACAGGAGCGAGUCGACUGGAUAAGUUCGAAAAAGCUCAUUGUGUUCCUCAGACGGACUGUGAGGCUGUUUACAACAUGGCUCCCACUAACGUCUUUCAGCCGUUCUCCUCAGAAGCGGGAUGCAGUUGCCCACUGGAGUCCGAGCUGAGAGCAGUGCUGCAGCAAAGGAUCAUGGUCUUGGAUGGUGGAAUGGGAACUAUGAUCCAACAGCAAAAGCUUGAAGAAGAAGAUUUCAGGGGGGAGGAGUUCAAAACACAUACACUGCCGCUGAAAGGCAACAAUGACAUUCUCAGCAUCACACAGCCGGACAUCAUUUACAAAAUACACAAGGAGUACCUGCUGGCUGGUGCUGAUAUCAUAGAGACCAACACUUUCAGCAGCACGUCCAUCGCCCAGGCAGACUACGGACUUGAACACAUGGCUUAUCGUCUCAACAAAGCAUCAGCACAGCUGGCGAGGAGGGCAGCGGACGACGUCGCUAAACAAUGCGGGGAUAAACGCUACGUGGCUGGGGCAGUGGGUCCCACCAAUAAGACCUUGUCUGUUUCACCAUGUGUGGAGAGACCAGAUUUCAGGAACAUCACGUUCGACGAGCUAGUAGAAGCCUAUUCAGAGCAGGUACGAGGGUUAUUAGACGGGGGAGUGGACAUCCUUCUAGUGGAAACCAUCUUUGACACUGCCAAUGCAAAGGCUGCCUUGUUUGCGAUCGACCUGUUAUUUGAAAAGAGCUACGAACGAAAGCCAGUCUUUAUCUCAGGGACCAUUGUGGACCGCAGUGGACGCACUCUGUCUGGUCAGACCGGAGAAGCCUUUGUAGUGAGCGUAUCGCAUGCUGAACCGCUCUGUAUUGGUCUGAACUGUGCUUUGGGGGCAAAAGAGAUGAGACCAUUCAUUGAGGCCAUAGGCAAAAGCACCACAGCUUUCAUUAUCUGUUAUCCCAAUGCAGGCCUUCCCAACACAUUUGGAGGGUACGAUGAAACUCCACAAGUAACAGCCUCCAAUUUAAAGGAGUUUGCCAUGGAUGGACUUGUGAAUAUUGUGGGAGGCUGCUGUGGAACUACUCCAUCACACAUAAGAGCCAUAGCUGAAGCAGUCAGACACUGUGUGCCGAGAGCUCCUGCUGCUGAUAUUUAUCAAGACUACUUGCUGCUCUCUGGUUUAGAACCGUUCACCGUUGGCCCACACACCAACUUUGUAAACAUCGGCGAGCGUUGCAAUGUGGCUGGGUCACGCAAAUUUGCUAAGCUGAUCAUGGCUGGAAACUAUGAGGAGGCUCUGAGCAUCGCUAAGGCCCAGGUGGAGAUGGGAGCUCAGGUCCUGGAUAUAAACAUGGAUGAAGGGAUGCUAGACGGACCAAAAGCCAUGGCUCGAUUCUGUAGCUUCAUUGCUUCUGAGCCAGAUAUUGCUCGGGUUCCUCUCUGUAUCGACUCCUCUAACUUCUCAGUGAUUGAGGCUGGGCUGAAAUGCUGCCAGGGGAAGUGCAUCGUGAACAGCAUCAGUCUGAAGGAGGGCGAGCAGGAGUUUCUGCUCCGAGCUGCCACUGUGAAGCGUUACGGAGCUGCUGUGGUGGUCAUGGCUUUUGAUGAGGAGGGGCAGGCCACAGAUACGGAGCGCAAAGUGGAGAUUUGCACUCGUGCCUACAAGCUGUUGGUCAACAAAGUGGGAUUCGACCCAAACAACAUCAUCUUUGACCCCAACAUCCUGACCAUUGGUACAGGCAUGGAGGAACACAACGAGUAUGCAAUCAGCUUCAUCGCGGCCACUAAACUUAUUAAGGAAACAUUGCCAAGAGCCAGGGUGAGCGGAGGUCUGUCCAACCUGUCCUUCUCUUUCCGAGGAAUGGAGGUGAUCAGAGAAGCUAUGCACGGGGUGUUUCUGUACCGUGCUAUCAAGAACGGUAUGGAUAUGGGAAUAGUGAAUGCAGGGAACCUGCCCGUUUAUGACGACAUCGACAAGGAACUGCUGACACUGUGUGAGAACCUCAUCUGGAACAGAGAUGGCGAUGCUACGGAGAAGCUGCUGGCCUACGCACAGAACAACACCAAAGGAGGGAAGCAGAUCAUUCGGACAGACGAGUGGAGGGAAGGAAGUGUAGAGGAGCGGCUGGAGUACGCUCUGAUAAAGGGAAUAGAGAAGUAUGUGGUGGAGGAUGUUGAAGAGUGUCGGGCUCAGGUUCACCGCUACACUCGACCCCUUCGUAUCAUCGAGGGACCCCUGAUGAACGGCAUGAAGGCGGUGGGAGACUUGUUUGGAGCUGGAAAGAUGUUCCUGCCACAGGUCAUCAAGUCGGCUCGUGUUAUGAAAAAGGCGGUUAGUUAUUUGAUUCCUUUCAUGGAGAAGGAGAGGCAGGAGCUCAUGGCUGCAUCUGGAUCCUGUGAUGAGACGGAUCCCUACCAAGGCACCAUAGUUCUGGCUACAGUGAAGGGGGAUGUCCACGAUAUUGGCAAAAACAUUGUAGGCGUAGUGCUGGGUUGCAACAACUUCAGAGUGAUCGACCUGGGUGUAAUGGUUCCAUGUGAUCAGAUCCUCAGAGAGGCCGUUACACAGAAAGCAGAUGUCAUUGGUCUGUCUGGUCUUAUCACCCCUUCUCUGGAUGAGAUGAUCUAUGUGGCCAAAGAGAUGGAGAGACUGGGAAUGACCACACCACUGCUGAUUGGAGGAGCCACCACAUCAAAGGUACACACAGCAGUGAAGAUUGCCCCUCGCUACAGCUGCCCUGUUAUCCAUGUUCUGGAUGCUUCCAGGAGUGUGGUGGUGUGUUCACAGCUGCUGGAUGAAACGGCAAAGGAAGAGUACUUCGAGGAGCUGAAAGAGGAGUAUGAGGAGAUCAGACAAGAGCACUAUGAUUCCCUGAAGGAUCGCUGUUACCUGUCUCUGUCCCAGGCGAGAGAGAAGGCAUUAAAGGUAGACUGGCACUCGCUGCCCCAGCCAGUUUGUCCUCAGUUCCUGGGCACUCGUGUGUUUGACUUGUACGAUCUGAACAGCCUGCUGGACUUCAUCGACUGGAAGCCGUUCUUUGAUGUGUGGCAGCUGAGAGGAAAAUACCCCAACAGGGGAUACCCGAAGAUCUUCAAUGACAAGACCGUUGGUUCAGAAGCUCGCAAACUCUUUGAUGAUGCCCAGCAGCUGAUCCACCACAUGAUUGAUGACUGCAGACUGAAGGGGCGGGGCCUGGUGGGAUUCUGGCGCGCCCAGAGUAACGGCGACGACAUCAGGGUGUACAAAGAUGACGCUGCAGUGGACGGGGACACAGAACCCAUCGCCACGUUCCACGGCUUACGGCAGCAGGUGGAGAAGGAUGGCUCCUCCUCCGAGCCGUACCUGUGUGUGUCUGACUUUGUGGCCCCUGUAGACAGCGGUGUGGCAGACUACAUUGGAUUGUUUGCUGUGGGUGUGUUUGGAGCUGAAGAACUGAGUCAGCAGUUUCAAGCUCAGGGAGACGACUAUAAUAGCAUCAUGGUGAAAGCUCUGGCCGAUCGACUAGCUGAGGCAUUUGCUGAAGAGCUCCAUGCUCGUGUGCGUAAGGAGCUGUGGGGCUACAGCACAGAUGAGGCUCUGCAUACCUUGGAUCUCCACAGAGUUCGGUACAAAGGAAUCAGACCGGCAGCUGGCUACCCCAGCCAGCCCGACCACACAGAGAAGACUAUGAUGUGGAGCCUGGCUAAUAUCCAGGAGAAGACUGGCAUUGGUCUGACAGAGUCCCUGGCCAUGACACCUGCCGCCUCUGUGUCGGGACUUUACUUCUCCAACCCUCAGGCUUCAUACUUUGCUGUUGGAAAGAUCACCAAGGAGCAGGUGGAGGACUAUGCCAGCAGGAAAGAGAUGAAUGUGGAGGAGGUGGAGAGAUGGCUCGCUCCCAUCCUGGGUUAUGACAAUGAAGUGUAAGCUGCAACAGAGGAUCCAGUUUACAGUCCAACCAUUCCACUUUGGCUCCCAUGAGUUGUUGCUGUAACUGCUGUCACUCCCUCUCACUGACAUCCCUGUACAAAGACAGGGCCUCAGACUUUUCUAUUACAAUAAACACUACAGGAAAACA